This is a messenger RNA of Glycine soja, 2899 nucleotides long. RefSeq names its product long chain acyl-CoA synthetase 8-like. NCBI's taxonomy places the organism in Eukaryota, Viridiplantae, Streptophyta, Magnoliopsida, Fabales, Fabaceae. The record is from RefSeq and is a predicted model, not a curated record. Gene Ontology annotation, molecular function: long-chain fatty acid-CoA ligase activity. The transcript is spliced from 13 exons. Gene Ontology annotation, cellular component: endoplasmic reticulum; membrane. Bases 403 to 2580 code for a protein of 725 amino acids.
GGUCACGCUACAGUUGUCGUGCGGCUUCGUACAGCGUAUAUUUUGAUGCGAACAAUAGUAUGCAAUACUCGUCGGUGCUGUGCUGUGCUGUGCUGUGUUGCUGACCACUGCUUACCCUAAAAUAAAUGACUUUACUAAAAUAGAGACACACAAACACACAAACACAAUUACACAAACACACGGUCAUUGGCAUUUUAUCGUACCCACAUAGACCUUUUCUAUAGGUCUAAAACAAUAUUCCCCUCCAAAGGUGCCAUGGUGUCCUCAAGGUGGAAAUAAGGAUUAAGGAAAGGUCUCCUGUAAAGAAGAAGAAGCUGUUCACUCCCCAACUAUUGUCACACUCAGGUAAUCUAGGUUGUGUUUUGCUUAAGAAGGACCACUAUAUCUCACCAAACAUAAAAGAUGGAUGAUCCAAAGGGUAGUUCCUCAUGGUUAAAAAUUCUAAAUAUAAGUGACAUAUUUGGCUGGAAAGAUCAUGGAGAGUAUGGAGCUCUUGCAGCUAUAGUCAUAAGCAUUCUUGUUCCUGUCUUGUUUUCAGCUUUGUUCUUUGGAAAAAAAAAAGGAAAAAUAAGAGGUGUGCCGGUAGAAGUUGGUGGUGAGGAAUGUUUUGCAGUACGUAAUGCUAGAAAAACUGAGUUGGUUGAAGUUCCUUGGAAAGGAGCCCCAACCAUGGCUCAUCUAUUUGAGCAAUCCUGUAAUAAAUAUACCUGCAAUCGAUUUCUUGGAACUAGAAAACUAAUACAAAAGGAGUUGGUUACAUCUAGUGAUGGCAGGAAGUUUGAGAAACUUCAUUUAGGAGACUAUGAAUGGGAAACCUAUGGAGAGGUAUUUGCUCGCGUGUCCAAUUUUGCAUCUGGUCUUCUUAAAUUGGGCCAUAAUGAAGAUAGCCGUGUUGCCAUUUUCUCUGAUACCCGGGCUGAGUGGCUCAUUGCCCUUCAGGGCUGCUUCAGGCAGAAUGUAACAGUCGUUACUAUUUAUGCUUCUCUAGGUGAGGAUGCCCUGAUCCACUCACUAAAUGAGACUGAAGUAUCUACUCUGAUCUGUGACUCCAAGCAGUUGAAGAAGUUGGAUGCAAUAAGAUCAAGACUAAUAUCUUUACAAAAUAUUAUUUACUUUGAAGAUGAUAACGAAGAAGAUGCUUUCUCUGGAAGUUCAAGCGGCUGGACAAUUGCAUCUUUUAGUGAAGUUGAGAAACUUGGGAAAGAAAGUCCUGUUGAGCCAAGCCUGCCUUCCAAGAAUGCUAUUGCAGUUAUCAUGUACACAAGUGGCAGUACAGGUCUGCCAAAGGGUGUCAUGAUUACUCACGGCAACAUUGUAGCCACUACAGCAGCUGUUAUGACAGUGAUUCCAAAUCUAGGUAGCAAGGAUGUGUACCUGGCAUACUUGCCCCUUGCUCAUGUUUUUGAAAUGGCAGCAGAGUCUGUUAUGCUGGCUGCAGGUUGUGCAAUUGGUUACGGCUCUCCUCUGACUUUAACUGACACGUCUAAUAAAGUCAAGAAAGGAACCAAGGGAGAUGCUACUGUGUUAAAGCCCACUCUUUUGACAGCAGUACCAGCUAUUCUUGAUCGGAUUCGAGAUGGAGUUGUAAAAAAGGUUGAGCAAAAAGGGGGCCUUGUGAAGAAUCUUUUCCAUUUUGCAUACAAGCGCCGACUGGCUGCUGUAAAAGGAAGCUGGCUAGGAGCUUGGGGAUUGGAAAAGUUGAUGUGGGAUACCAUUGUCUUUAAACAAAUUCGUAGUGCACUUGGAGGCCAGCUCCGGUUUAUGCUUUGUGGGGGAGCUCCUUUAUCUGGAGAUUCGCAACACUUCAUCAAUAUCUGCAUGGGGGCUCCUAUUGGGCAAGGAUAUGGCUUGACUGAAACAUUUGCUGGGGCUGCCUUCUCAGAGUGGGAUGACUACAGUGUGGGACGUGUUGGUCCACCUCUUCCUUGUUGCUACAUUAAGCUUGUUUCUUGGGAAGAAGGAGGGUAUCUGACAUCAGAUAAACCAAUGCCAAGGGGAGAGAUUGUAGUUGGAGGAUUUAGUGUGACAGCUGGUUACUUUAAGAAUCAAGAAAAAACUAACGAAGUGUUCAAGGUUGAUGAGAAAGGUAUGCGCUGGUUUUAUACUGGUGAUAUUGGGCAAUUCCACCCUGAUGGAUGUCUUGAAAUCAUAGAUAGGAAGAAAGAUAUUGUCAAACUUCAACAUGGAGAAUAUAUCUCUCUCGGAAAGGUUGAGGCAGCACUAUCAUCAUGUGAUUAUGUGGACAAUAUAAUGGUUUAUGCAGACCCCUUUCACAAUUACUGUGUGGCUCUAGUUGUUGCUUCACAACAGUCCCUGGAGAAGUGGGCCCAACAAGCUGGUAUAGAUUACCAAGAUUUUCCUGAUCUGUGUAACAAACCUGAAACUGUCACUGAGGUUCUGCAGUCUAUUUCCAAGGUUGCAAAAUCUGCAAAGCUGGAGAAAACUGAAAUUCCUGCAAAGAUUAAGUUGCUGCCGGAUCCAUGGACUCCUGAAUCUGGAUUGGUCACUGCAGCUCUCAAGAUAAAGAGAGAGCAGCUGAAAGCCAAAUUCAAAGACGAUCUUCAGAAGUUGUAUGCAUGAAAUGUAGUAUCUAACCUCUUCAAUUUCUGGUUGGUGUAUGCUCAAUGUAUGUAAUGUGUCACAGGUAUCUUUUUUAUUCGAUAAUACUAUUGAACAUGUAACUAAUUUGACAUAAUAAAAUCAUACUCCAAAUAAUACAUCAAGUGGGUCUAGUUCAGUUGGUUAAACAGGAUGUGUGAGUGUUAUAAACUCCCUCACACUGUAUUCAAUUCUUACAGAUAAAAAAACCACUCCAAAUAAUACUUGGCUGUGAACAUGAAUUUUUGCAGUUAAGCCAACCAAGCAAUGGCUAGCAAUAGAUAUAGUUGAUUUAUGAGCA